Aspergillus aculeatinus CBS 121060 is the source of this 1967-nucleotide messenger RNA. RefSeq lists its product as uncharacterized. The coding region runs from base 69 to 1643 and encodes 524 amino acids. The record is from RefSeq and is a predicted model, not a curated record. The transcript has 2 exons. Lineage: Eukaryota; Fungi; Ascomycota; Eurotiomycetes; Eurotiales; Aspergillaceae.
GUCGGAAGGUCAGGUCAAGGAGCCUUUUCCAACCUGCAUGAACCAAUGCCCAGCAUUCACUGCCAAACAUGAUUUCGUCUGUGUCUACGUUUCUGAUUAUUUCCCUCGUUACAGCAUUGGCAGAUGCAUUCAAGACCUUCGAUACAAACUGCACACUCCCACCCCCGACUAUAGAUGAACUCAACUAUGUCUCCUCCCCAGACACCCGAGGUACACUUAAUAUCCUUUGGUCUUGCCUAUUUACGAUUCUCGCUUGUACCUGGACCGUCCAGCACCCCGAUAUUCCCUGGCAAAGAAAGCACUUCCGGUCCAGUGAGAACUUUAAGGGCCAGAAAGUGAAUGAAUGGAACUGGAAGAUCUCGAAAUGGAAAUACUCGACCGCGUGGUUUGUAACCACGAUUCUGGCCCCGGAGAUCCCGCUUGGCAAGCAUCUGGGGGAUCUGUGGGAAGCGAAACGCCUGAGAAAUCAAUUUGAAAAAGAGUAUAAAACAAAUAUUAAGAAGGGCGGCAAGAUUGAAUGGACCCGCAAGCAUUGGCUGUUUGCGAUCAUGGGUGGAUUUUCCAUGACGACGAAAGCUUCACGGGACAAAAUCCCGCAGAUGGUCAGCUCACCGACGCCUGAGAUCGAAAACGCAGUCGGCGCUCAAUCACAUUCCCUUUCGUCGUCCUCACAGCCGGAGCCAUCGCCAGACAAGGGCACCGAUUCCGGAAAACCAAACAAAGAAGACGUUGAGAAGGGCCCCGUCAACCAGACAACAGCCGAGAAGAAGCUUGCAACCGAUAGCCCGGAGGAUGAUUACCCCCGUAUUCUAACACCAAAAGAAAUUCUACAACUUGUGCACGAUCACAAACUGCAUCAUCUACCGGACAUUGAUGAAGAAGAUAUCGAGGACAAGUCGAAGUCUGACAAAUUCAUACGGGUUAUUGCCGUCUUCCAGAUUCUAUGGCUCUGUAUCCAGGUGAUUUCCCGGGCAGUGGAGCAUCUGGCGGUCUCACAGUUGGAGAUUGUAACUGUGGCAUUUGCACUCUGCGCGGUUAUCAUAUAUGGACUCGCCUGGAACAAACCGCAGGGGGUUAAUAUCCCUAUCAGUAUUCUUCAGGUCUCCGACCAAGGGGCUGAUUAUGGCACGUCACUGGAGAAAGAGACCACCCCCGCCACAGCGUCCAGCGGCAAAGGAUGGGUGAAGCACAUCAUAACGCCCGAAGCUAUUGAUAAGUACUUCAAAGUCAUGGAAGGAGAGGGGUAUGCCGCGUCAUGGUUUAUACCGGUAGUAGUCCUCACCGGAAUGCUCUUCAGCGGGGUACAUCUCGCAGCCUGGCGUAGCCAUUUCCCUACUCACCUUGAGAAGCUGCUGUGGAGGAUCGCAGCGAUCUACAGCACCGCUUUUCCGCUCGGUGAUGUGUUAUUACUCAUCACUAUAGCCACAACUACGGAGGAACACACACCUGCUGGAAAUGUGCAACCAAAGCACUGCAUAUUUAAGAUCAUUCGUCGACUAUCAUUCGGCGCAUGGCUCUUGAGCUUUGUUGUCUAUUUUAUUGCCAGGCUAUAUCUCCUGGUAGAGAUGUUUCGAACCCUGGCAUUCCAGCCGACAGGUGCAUUCGUUGGGACCUGGGCUGUGAACAUGCCGAAUAUCAGUUGAAAUGAUUGAACCGCGAUCUCCUUCAACCCAGUUUGAUGGAAGGAUUAGCUGUGACUUGUUUCCCGGGUUAUCCACUGGACAUACACGACAGACAGAGGAGGAGAGCGCGAGAUUUUGGACGAUUCUGGUGCCGUUCAGUUUUGUUUUGGAGUCAGAUACUGGAAAAGGGGGCGAGAUGGAUAUACUCCCAGUCCAAUUAUUCCGCCUAUACCUGGGACUUUGGAUAUUUUAUGGGUGGCAGUUGGGGUAUCUUUUGGAAGUACCAUACUCAAGCUGUUAUCGAUGUUUUUUUUUUUUUUUUUUUUGGCAAAUUAUUUUACACUU